AGUUGUGCCUUAGCAUUAUCCUUCAGUUUUUUAGUUAUUUAAAACCAUCAUGCGUUUGCAAAAAUUCCUGUGUUGCCUGCCCCUGAAAUAUGGCGUAAUUGUGGCGGGCUUUUCGUUCGGCCUGCUGGACUUUGUGGUAGGCUGCGUCGGAUGGCAUAUGAUUGUCACAAACAAUUAUCCCCACUAUGUCGUCGAGUUCUUUAGGACCAUGGACACCCGAGUCUGUGUGGCUGGUUUUUCUACAGUUCUAUGGUCAUUGAUGUCCAUUAACAUACUUCUGAUCUAUGCUGCGAUCUACGAAAAGAUUCUAAUUGUUGGAACCUGGCUUUUGGUUAACUAUUUGGUGUUUCUGUGCACCCUCGUCACCGUGCUGUUGGAUCCCUUGGCAUCCCUUAGAAUAUUUUAUCUCGGAUAUUGUUUGAUCGUGGUGAAAUCCUUCUAUACUGAACUGACCGGGGUUGAGGAACCAGAAACGGUGUCCAGUAGAGGGGCGUCGGAAAGUGAAGAUGAAUCAAACGCAUGAUACUUAACAUUAUAAUAUACAAUUGUUCAUCGAUAAUAUAUCGUUCUAUAAUA
This is a messenger RNA of Drosophila biarmipes, 576 nucleotides long. RefSeq lists its product as uncharacterized. The record is from RefSeq and is a predicted model, not a curated record. The transcript is spliced from 3 exons. Bases 50 to 523 code for a protein of 157 amino acids. NCBI's taxonomy places the organism in Eukaryota, Metazoa, Arthropoda, Insecta, Diptera, Drosophilidae.